AUAUGUACGUAAUCGCGCGUGUCCGCAAAACUUAUUAAAAAUGACUUCGUGUACCGAUCCGCUGGGAUUGAACGAUAAGAAAUUAUUUAAGGAGUUAAAAAGUAGCUUGUCGAACGUUGCCAAAGAUACGAGGAAUAUUCUUGAAAUCAGAGACGAUAUUCUCUACGUAUGGAAUACAGAAAAGUGUUGUAUUCUUUCGCUGAAUGUCACGGUGAUUCGCGGUAAAAACGAGGAUGUUCCCUACCAGAGUCUACAACCAACCGACCCGCCCAUCUUCGAGGUUACCAAUUUAUUAAUCAAUGAAACGAUUACCCAAUUGGCACUUUGGGGCAAUUUGGGGAUCGCCGUUGUCCAGUUACCAAAACGAUGGGGAAAAGAGGCCAAGUUUCAGGGAGGAAAGGACGUCGUUUCGUGCUUGAGCCAUAAUUUGAACGUGUGCUGCUCUCAAUUAUCAACAACGGAAGUCAGAAAGGUUCGAUGGCAUCCAGGUUCGGCUACGGAUUCUCAUCUGGUUGUCCUUACAUCCGAUAAUGUAUUUCAAUUGUACGAGUGUGAAAUUCACAAUGUUCCCAAACUGACAAGAACUUGGAAGAUAGGACCAACUUUACAUUCGCCCUCGAAAAUUCCCAACUUUACCUCGCUGGGUGAUACGGCGGUUGACUUUGACUUUGCCACACCGACCGUCAAACAGGAUAACGACAAAAAUGUCGAUAUAAAUAAAGCUUCGUGGAGGCAGAUUGAGUGGCCGAUUUUAGUUCUUCGCGGCAGCGGUGAUGUUCUGAUUGUUCGUGGUAAUGUCUUAAUAAACCAGAACAAGCCUGUUACAUUCGGAACUCUCUCCAUGUAUCCUCCAACCGUUGACAAUUAUGGAAUUGACUCUUGUUCCAUUAUGUGUUUACAAACGACACCGCCCCUCGUAAUAAUCGCCGAAUGCACCGGAAAAAUUUACCAUGCAAUUUUACUGAACGAAAAUCUGGAAGAUGAUGAAAAAAAAACAUGGUCCCAGUUUGGAUCAACAUACAGUCUUCACACACCCGAAGAAGCUUUAUACGUUUACGAAUGUGUCGAAAUGGAAUUGGGACUUUUUUACGAUGAAAAUGAUAAAAAGUACAGUUGCCCUAUUUAUUUACACGGUGAUCGAGAGAAUCGAUUGAGGUACUUUUGUUCCCAUAAUGCCGGCAUACACGUUGUUAACGUCCCCAUGGUUGGUCAGCUCAACGAUUAUAUCAAUGUCAACGACUCAAACGUCGACCUCUACCUCCCAAAUCUCAUAAAGAAUUCGAGCGCACAGUAUCUUUUGAGUACGCGCACAAAGUAUACGGGGAAAGAGGAAGCGACGCCGAUUCUUGGAUUCGGAUUACUUCAGGAGCCGUGUAUCCUAAUCGCCGUACUUCAUACUGGAGUGGUUAUCGAUAUCUCCGUCGUUGAUCUUUAUUAUAUCCCGAAAAUUGAACUAACCGCGCCUGUGCCCAGUUCCAGUAAAAAAGUGACUAAAGAAGCCUUCGAUACUUAUAUUAAGCAACUGCUUAAAAGAGAAACGUCACAGCCAAUCACAAAAAUUGGAUUGCGAAAAAAUCUGACACCGCGCGAAUAUCUCGAGUUAUUGUACCGCGCAACGACGGUGUUUCGCAAACAGCAUUUCGUUCGUCAUGAUAAAGUUCAGGCGGAAAUAGGGAAGAAGGUACGGACGUUAAAAGCUUUGAAAACCCAUCAACUAAAGGAACUCGAAAAUCUAAGUGAAAUGAAAAAACAUUUGCAUGAGAAAGUUGGAAGCCUAGCUGAACGAUACGAAGAUAUAAAGGACAAACAGGAAGAGCUUGCACGAAGGGCUGAAGAGGUUCUUACAUUGGUGCACUUGAAAGAGCCAAAUAUGAAUCCAGUGGAGAGAGCCGAAUGCAAAGAAAUUAAGAAAAUUGCAGACAAAGUGAAGGAAUUAGAUGUACGUCUAGAGCAGCUAAAGAAGAAAAAAGCUUCCAACCAAGUUUUAAUAAGUAAUGCCGAAAAACAUAUCGAAAAGCAGGAGAUUAUUUUCAAGCAAUCACAAAUAACUUCUAUAACGACAAACCUUACGAAUAUGGGAAAAAGCAUCGAAGAAUUGAUCAAUCGUGCCAAAACAUUACGGGAAAAGGUGGACUUAUAAUGUAUCUGAUCCGAACAUCAAUGUAAAUUGUUUAUA
Molecule: messenger RNA, 2176 nt
Organism: Ceratosolen solmsi marchali
Lineage: Eukaryota; Metazoa; Arthropoda; Insecta; Hymenoptera; Agaonidae
Gene: mbo
Product: nuclear pore complex protein Nup88
Exons: 13
Coding region: 41-2140 (699 amino acids)
Biological process (GO): ribosomal large subunit export from nucleus; protein import into nucleus; ribosomal small subunit export from nucleus
Cellular component (GO): nuclear pore
Molecular function (GO): structural constituent of nuclear pore
Source: RefSeq, a predicted model, not a curated record